AACCUAUGCUACUCUGAGCUGUCAAUAGUUGCAAUUGCAACAAGGUAUGCGUGUGCAUCAGAGUGUGUGUGUGUGUGUUUGUGCAGAGCUGGGCCCAUUCUCACCUUCAGUGUGAACACUGUUUCAGAGGUUGUGCAGACUGUGACUCAGCUCUUUUUGGUUCUGCAUUGCUGUUUUCUCAAAAAAAAACAAUGUGGCUCAGCAGAGGAUACCGGGCUUGUUUUUUAUACAGCAAAUCUCAGACAUCUCACCGAAUCCAUGUGAGAGCAUGACUGCUUGACAACAGAGAAGGUCUUUCCCAUGCCUGAAUUUGGGGGUUGUGAUUUGGAGUCUAUUAGUGUGCAGCGGAGCUUUGCAGGUGCAACAAGGGGUUUCUCUAGAUGAGAGAGUUUGUUUGUGUAUGUGAGACCAGCAUACUGCUCUCAUGUCUCUGCAUGAGUUUCUGCGGGAGGGUAGUGAGGCGUCGUACCGGAUUGUGAACCGCCUCAGUCAUCUGAUCCAGAACCUGGACGUCUCUGGACUGAGUUCUCCUUUCCCUUUCAACCCAGCCAGCCGCAGGAACUCCUGGAGAGAUGGCGAUGAUGAGAUCAUGCAGCUGGACAGCAGUCCACUCCGUGCUGCUGAUAUCACCCCUGACCUCAAGAAGCAGUUUGCCUUCCUUUCAGGCGGUAGAGGAGAUAAUGGCAGCCCCAUCAUUGUGUUCCCAGAAUUCCCUGCGUUUGGAGAGAUCACAGACGGAGAGUUUCACAACGUGCUGACCUACCUGACUAGUGUGCCCAGUUUGUCUUCAACUGGCGUGGGUUUCAUCUUGGUCAUCGAUCGCCGGCAAGACCGAUGGGCAGCCGUGAAAGGGACCCUGCUUCGUAUCGCAGGCUCCUUUCCGGGGAACCUCCAGCUGGUUCUGAUUCUGAGGCCCACAGCCCUCCUGCAGCGUACACUCUCUGACAUCCUCUUCAAGUUCAACAAGGAUGAGUUCAAGAUGAAGGUGCCGGUGAUCAUGCUGAGCUCAAUAACGGAGCUGCACACCUACAUCGACCGCUCCCAGCUAACCCAGGAACUCGGAGGAACACAGGAGUACUGCCAUGAGAAGUGGAUCUCUCACCGCACUGCUAUUGAAGGCUUUGCAUUGAUGGUAAAGAAAACUGCACAGACCCUGCAGUCGUUUGGGACUGAGCUGGCUGAAACGGAACUCCCUAAUGAAAUUCAGGCCACAACCAUCCUGCUGAGCACCCACACCAACAAGAAAAACAAAAUGAAGGAGGAUCUGCUGGUGGCUCUGGGUCAGGGCAGCAGGCUGCUGGAGAGCAUCAAUGAGCCUGUGGUGCGAGACCCCGACCACAACAUGAACCAGGAUGAACUGGAGAACCUGGCUACAGUGCAAAGACUGUUGUCUCAGCUGGAUGAGACAGAAAGGGCUUUUGAUGAGUUCUGGUUGAGGCAUCAAACCAAACUGGAGCAGUGUCUCCAACUGCGCCACUUUGAGCACAACUACAGAGAGAUGAGGGCUCUGCUGGAUGAAGUGUCUGAGAAACUUGCAACCUUCUCUGAAGUGGGGAUCAGCCCGGCCCAUGCUGACCAUCUCCUGUGUGAACUCACCACCUAUGAGGAGAGAGUGUGUGAGGUGCUGAACAGAGUCUCGUUGUUGGCCCGUGAGGGGGAUGAGCUGAUCCAGAACUCCCACUAUGCUGAAGAUUCCAUUCAGCCCAAGUGCAGCGAGCUCAGAGCAAUUACUGAGGAUGUGAGCAGCAACCUGGGGGCCAAGAAAGACCACCUCCUCAAAGCCAUGGAGCUGUACCACUGUUUGGAGAGAGCUUCUAAAUGGGUCGAUGAUGGUAUAUACUUGCUUGCGUCUCAGCCAGUAGACAAGUGUCAAUCACAUGAGGGGGCAGAGUUAGCCCUUAAGGAGCGACGUUACCUGGAUAACUCAGGCCAGAACCAACUGACAGACCUCAGUACCAUCUGGAGAGAUUAUGAGACAGUGCUCAACCAGCAGUUCAGAGACCAAGUGGAGAAGGUUUUCCAAAAGCAGUCGUCCAUGCAGGAGAUGUUUGACAAGAGGAGGGUAAGCCUGAAGAAGCUAGCAGCCAAACAGACUAGGCCGGUGCAGCCGGUAGCCCCCCGACCUGAAGCCUUCAUCAAAUCCCCUCUCAGCUCGCCCGCACACAGAGCACAGCAGGACAAAAAGUGCUCAGAUACGGACUGUGGGAACAACUGUGAGAAAGGAAACGGCCAACUGCAGAACGGAGACAGUAACAGCAGACAUGCCUCUCUGUCGGAGGAGGAGGAGAACCUGGCGGUGCUUAGGAGGCAUGUUAUGAACGAGCUGCUGGAAACUGAGAGAGCCUACGUGGAGGAGCUGCUCUGUGUAUUACAGGGAUAUGCUUCUGAGAUGGACAAUGCAGCAAUGGCUCAUCUCAUCCCCGCUUUGCAGAACAAAAAGGAGGUUCUGUUUGGCAACAUGUCAGAAAUCUACCACUUCCACGAGAGGACAUUUCUGAGGGAGUUGGAGCAGUACACCGACUGCCCAGAGUUGGUAGGAAGGUGUUUUCUAGAGAGGAUGACAGAGCUGCAGAUUUAUGAGAAGUACUGUCACAACAAGCCUCGCUCCGAAAGCCUUUGGAGGCAGUGCUCAGACUGUGCCUUCUUCCAGGAGUGUCAGAAGAAGUUGGAGCAUAAACUGGGCUUAGAUUCCUUGCUGAAGCCUGUUCAGAGGAUUACCAAAUAUCAGCUGCUACUGAAGGAAAUGCUGAAGUACAGCAAGAGCUGUGAGGGGGCCAAUGACUUGCAGGAGGCGCUGACUGCCAUCUUGGGCAUCCUCAAGGCUGUCAAUGACUCCAUGCACCUCAUUGCCAUUACAGGAUAUGAGGGUAAUAUGAGUGAACUGGGUAAGCUGCUGAUGCAGGGCUCAUUCAGCGUGUGGACGGAGCACAAGAAAGGUCAUGCCAAAGUUAAGGACCUGGCCCGUUUCAAGCCCAUGCAGAGGCACCUCUUCCUCCACGAGAAGGCCCUGCUCUUCUGCAAGAGGAGGGAGGAGAACGGGGAAGGCUACGAGAAAGCUCCCUCAUACAGCUUCAAACAGUCUCUGAAUAUGAGUGCUGUUGGCAUUACUGAGAAUGCAAAGGGAGACAACAAGAAGUUUGAAAUCUGGUGCAACUCCAGAGAAGAGGUUUAUAUUGUCCAGGCGCAAACUGCUGAAGUAAAAACCGCUUGGGUAAAUGAGAUCAGGAAGGUUCUGACAACCCAGCUGGAAGCGUGCAGAGCCAGCCAGCAGAGGGCACCAGAUCAGGUUUCCCAGUUCCCUCCUGGGCCGAGCCUCAGUCCAUUAAAGUCUAGUAAGGAGAUCUUAAAGAGGGGAGAUGAGAACAAAGCUGAGCCCUGCAAUCCUGAUGCCAACUCCUCUUCUUUGCCAAAGCCAACAGGAAAAGAUGAGGCUGUGACAAGCCCUACCUCAGACAGAGCUGCUGUGGCUAAAAAGCGCUUUACUUUACAGGGCUUCAGUAACCUCAAAGCUCAGAAAGGAUCUCCGCCGCCCCCCAUCACAAGACGAAACCAAGUGACCCCCCAAACCCAUUUUGGGUUUAAAGAUGCAGGUCCUCCCCCUCUCCACCUGAGCAGGGCCAGGUGGUUCAGCACACCUAGUCUCUUACAGACAAAGUGGAGAGGCUGGAACAAGGCCUCCCUGUCACUGGAUGCCUCAGAGGAGCAUGACGGCUAUUCCAGUGCUGAGGAUCCUCUUAACUCUGACCCAGAGGACGACAACAGCAAGAAGCUGUUUGCCGGAAAAUAUACAGUUAUGGCUGACUAUGAGAUGGGGGCUCAGGAGUUCUCAAUGAAGAGCGGAGACAUGGUGCAGCUGGUCAAGGAGGGGGAUGACGGGCAGUGGUUUGUACGUAACCUGAGCAGCUCUAAGGAGGGCUGGAUCGCAGCUGCUAAUCUUAUCACGCUCAUUGAAAAGUCCAAGUCUUGUCAGUCCCUCACUAGCUCAGAAUGCAGUGGCUCUGGACACCUCAGCACUUCGUCCAGCUGCAGUGAGACCUACACAAGCUUCUCUGACAUCAAACCCUGAACUCAUCACUUCCGCCAUCACCAAACGGCCCUUGCGGAUGCUAGCAUCAUGUGGCUAUCCGUGCUAUAUUGCCAACAUUGGUACUUUUAAAGAAUUUUGUCAUGUUUCUUGAGAAAGCUGUAUUUUUUCAUAAAAUUUUUUUUUAAAUCAUGCACCAAUUAUCUGUUAUGUGCACAUGUCAUAGACUUUAUUGUGGUGCAAUUGUGCAGUGAAGAUACAGAAUACUGGAUAGAUAAACACAUCACAGACACAGUAUAGUAAAGUGAUCUUAAUCUAGUCAUACACUUAUCUGUAUAUUUUUCUAAUGAAGAACAGAGGAUCCCUGUGUUUAUAAUAUAAUAGAUGUGUGAAUAGGCCAGCGGGACUGAUCUUAGUUAAUGCAUCUAUUUGUGUUCACAAGUGGAGAAAGAUUGGUGAUUAUAUGUGGAUGACCGUUGUCUUUGUGUUCACCCAGGCUGGAGUUUGUAAUUCCACUGUCACUGUAAAUAAAACACAGGGAAAGAGAUACAUGCGUACAGCUUGUUUAGCUUGAAUGAAUGCUUUCUGAGAGUGUGAUCACCCCCUGUCCUCUGCUUUUCUUUUUACAUGUGUUAAUUUAUUUGUAAGAAAUGAAAAUGGCUACGUACACAUGUAUUUAGUCUUCUUUUCUUACUGGGUUUUUACUCUCUUCUUGUCUUUGUCAUUUGUCUCUCUGUUGUCAUUUGAAACCCGUUCUGCCACCAGCUGCCCAGACUUUGUGCAUAAGCUUGUGGUCUCAGGGCCUCAUGGUCUAACUCUGUGAGUUUUCAUGUAUGCUACAGUUAAAAUGUUUAAAUGUUUCUCCAUGUGAAUAAUCAGAUCCCUGUAUAGCGCUAACUUAUUAUGCGUGGAUGGAUCAUGUUCUGAAUGUACAUAUUGUUUAUUAAUAUCGUCUGUCAUAAAAUGUUUAUUUGAGAUGCUAUAUUGUACAUUAAGUAUGUUGACGUCACUACUUUGUGACCUGUCAAAUUUCUUUUUACAUAAAUGACUUGUGAUAAUUCA
Etheostoma spectabile (orangethroat darter) is the source of this 5086-nucleotide messenger RNA. RefSeq names its product mcf.2 cell line derived transforming sequence-like b (gene mcf2lb). NCBI's taxonomy places the organism in Eukaryota, Metazoa, Chordata, Actinopteri, Perciformes, Percidae. Gene Ontology annotation, cellular component: cytoplasm. The record is from RefSeq and is a predicted model, not a curated record. Gene Ontology annotation, biological process: positive regulation of Rho protein signal transduction. Gene Ontology annotation, molecular function: guanyl-nucleotide exchange factor activity; protein binding.